GCGUAAACACCGGCAGUGUGAUGCCAGAAGAGGCGUCAGUUGUACUUGUGUGUGAGUGAGUGUUUGUUGUCGGCUCUGUUUUUCGGUCGGUGGUUGGAAAUAGAGAGAGACAGUGACACGGAGGAGCAGCGGAGCCUCAGGCCGGGAGAUGGACAACAGUAAACGGACGGUGGUGGUCACAGGUUUCGGGCCUUUUGGAGAGCACACGGUCAACGCCAGCUGGGUCGCAGUGCAGGAACUGAAGAAGCUGGGACUGGGCAGCGAGGUGGACCUGCAGGUGUACGAGGUUCCUGUAGAGUACCAAACCGUCCAGAGUUUGGUUCCUUCAUUAUGGAAGCAGUAUCAUCCGCUGUUGGUUGUUCAUGUUGGAGUCUCCGGAAUGGCCACCACUGUCACCCUGGAGAAGUGUGGCCGAAAUAGUGGCUAUAAGGGUCUGGACAACAGCAGCUUCUGUCCUGACUCACAGUGCUGCAUUGUGGGAGGCCCAGACUGCAUCGACUCAGUUAUUGACAUGGAAUCAGUCUGUAAGAGAGUGACCGCCUCGGGGCUCGGAGUAGCUGUGACUGUCUCCAAAGACGCUGGGAGAUAUCUCUGUGACUUCACCUACUACACGUCUUUGUACCUGAGUCACGGCCGCUCUGCUUUCAUCCACGUGCCUCCUCUUGGAAAGCCUUACAGUGGUGAAGACCUGGGUCGUGCACUGAAGGCCAUCGUCCAGGAGAUUCUGGAGCUUCGUGACCACGCUGGGGAGAAGCUCCACUGCCAGCAUCACUUCCACUAAGUGACCUCCGGAUGCCAACCAUCCUCUCUCCAGCAAUCGCCACACAAGAGACAUUGCACUUAACCACAAGUAGCCAAACGUCCUCCUUUUUAAAUUCUUUGUCUUUAUUUGGACAAAAUGAAAAAGUCAGCAUAUAGAACGUUUUCAGUCUUUACUUCUCUUUGUUUUAGGUUUUUGCUUCUUUUUUUUUUUUGCUAAGCCUGAUUAUUUGUUACGUUCAAAUGUCUCCUGAUGGCGAGAAGAUAGAAUGGGAGUUUGAAGACAACCCUUAGUCACACUGAAACAUAAGCCUUUCUGCCACUUCCAAGGAAUAUGAAACAUUUUGACUUUGAACAUGGGAAUUAGUGUAGGCCCACGAUGAAAACCCAGCAGCUAAGUGCUGCUUCUAUUUGUUCACAUGCAGUUCAAGUAGUUCCAGUUGGUUUGUAAUGUGGCAAAUAUUGCAACCUUUACCCCAAAAGUGACUACUAUUAACCUUAUAGGGUUAGGGUUAUUGAAUUGGUUAUAGAAGUCACAUUUGGGGUAACUGCUAUAUCUGCUUUAUACAAUUAGAUUUUCUUCAUCCUUAGAUUUUGAGUUUCCAUCUUUUACAACAUGUUUCAGUCGACAGAUCUUUACACCUGGAUGUCUCUAAAUGGUAAAUGACCAUGAUAAAUUAUGCAGAGAUGUUCAGCAUUAAGCUGUAAUUCUAAUUUCAGUUCCCUUCAGAUACUUUUCCAGCUGCUCUAUAUCCUAACUGUGCCAUUCACAUUUUAUGUUGAGUUGUUUCUUGAGUGCUUUUUCUUUAUAAGAAGUCGUAAAUUUGCCUUCUUUUACAAAGGUUAUUUUAAUCAGGGAACGGGUUGGUUCCAGCUCAUCUUCCCCCAGGUUUAUGGCCCAAUUCUGACCGGAAAAUACUAAACAGAUUCUCCUGGGAUCUGGCCCCAGGCCGUGCAAUGUUAUUUUACAGAUCUCAGGUCUGUCAGUUUAGGAGAUUCAUGUUGUGGUUUUGCCAAAAUUCUGUUAGAGUUGCAAAAUUAUCUGAGAAAAUAUUGACCAUUGCAGUUAUUACGAUAACUUCCAUUUAACAGAAUAAUUCUUCUGAGUGAGGUGUGGGUUCAAAUGUUACAAACACGCACACACAUUGGAUUGUGGCAAGGAACUGACAUCACAACACUGGAUUUCUGGGUAGUAAAAUCUUUGUCUCUUGAUUUAGGGUAUCUGUGUCCCAUCAGAGCCAAUUUAUUUCAGAUCUUACACUAUGUUUAAAACCAGUGAUUUGUCUUUUCAUCGUUUUUCAAUAAUCGUGCAAACCACAUGGGUAUAAGCUAGUGAAAGCUUUCAGUUGCUCCCUGCAUUGAAUCACAUGUAGCUGAAGAUUUGAUUCGAUGUGGAGUUUGACUCUCACUUCAGUCAGAAUUGGGCCUGGACAUUUAUUUCUGUAGCACUUUCCUUUAUCCACUUUUUACUUAUUCUGGAGUUUGAACAGCAUUUUUCAAAGAAUUUGUAUGUUUUAUUUUAUUUUCAGUCACUUUAAUUCGAAAUAUGUAGCUUUCCAGAUAUUCACGCACACCCAACCCAUGUUUAAUCUCCCCUCCCAUUGAUUGUGUGGUAUGCUUUAUAGUUGACUUAUGCUUUACUUUCCUGAGCUUUGGUUUGUUCAACCUGCAGCAAAUUCUUUCAUCGUGUCUGUGAUGGUGACACACUCCAGGUGUCAAGUUUCUCUUUUUAAUAUUUGUCUGGUUCACUGUGUUCACGAGCAUUUUCCUGACGGCUGAGCGGUCGCUGAGUAAGUCCCACAACACCAAACACAGCGUCCGUUUUAUAUGUUUCAGUAGUAAAGGUAGCAUUGAGCGUUGUAUAUGCUGCUUCACCCCCCAGUGUAUCACCAACACUAUCUCCCUGUUUAAUACAAAGAUGUAGUGUGUAUAUAUAUAAAUAUAUAUAAACUGCCAUACCUAGUUUUGAGAAACUAGCAUCAUCAAACAUUGAACUAAACAGGAUUGAACCUCAUCUCAGACUUUGAGUUCUCAUCUCAGCCUUUGGCAUUUACCUCCUGUCUCGUUGAUGUGGUUUAAAGCUCCUGGAAAUUUUGCAAAUUUUUUUAAUGAGUUUGCCGGUGCUAGUAUUUUACUGUGUGGCUUUACAAGUGCUGAGGUGUGAGAGAGUUGUGGAGGAGCUCCCCCUAAAAUAUGUGUCCGCUCUCAAAUGUGAAAGCCCCGAGUUUACGUACGAGGUGACAUCUGACCCUGACUCUUUUCCUGUGCCUUGCUGUUGUUUAUGUGUGUUAUGAGGCCUUAAAAAUGCUCAGCGGGUCAGUUCAAAGAUAUAUUACUGAUUCUGUCCAGUCAGAUGUGUGGCUACCUCAAGAAUACUUUUUAUCUCUGUGCGUGCUCUGUUGUAUAACAUAACGGCUCUGUGAAAUAUUGUGAGUUCCUGUGUUUAGGGAGUUUCCUCUGCCUCUGACAUUAACAUAGCACAAUAAGUCAUCCUGGCUUUGUAAAAGAAAAAGCUUGGAGGUGAAGAAUUAAAGGAUCAUAAAUAA
This is a messenger RNA of Pleuronectes platessa (European plaice), 3305 nucleotides long. Its product is annotated as pyroglutamyl-peptidase 1. The record is from RefSeq and is a predicted model, not a curated record. Gene Ontology annotation, cellular component: cytosol. Gene Ontology annotation, biological process: proteolysis. Bases 149 to 781 code for a protein of 210 amino acids. Gene Ontology annotation, molecular function: pyroglutamyl-peptidase activity. NCBI's taxonomy places the organism in Eukaryota, Metazoa, Chordata, Actinopteri, Pleuronectiformes, Pleuronectidae. The transcript has 5 exons.